AUGUCCCACUUCUGCUGCAUCUCCGGCGAGCCACCACAGGACCCCGUCAUCUCCGUCAAGUCCGGCCACUUGUACGAGCGGCGGCUGAUUGUCAAGUACAUCAACGAGAAUGGGACGGACCCAAUCACGGGGGACAAGCUGGAGGAGUCGGACCUCAUCACGGUCAAAGCUAACCCAAAAGCCGCACCCCCGCGGCCCCCAAAUGCGACCUCCAUCCCCGCGCUCCUCCAGAUGCUCCAAAACGAGUGGGACGCGGCCAUGCUGGAGACUUUCGCUCUGCGCCAGCAGUACAACUCCCUCCGACAGGAGCUGAGCUAUGCCCUGUAUGCACAGGACGCGGCGCAACGCGUCGUGGCGCGUCUCAUCAAGGAGCGCGACGCAGCACGAGAAGCGCUUGGUAGUGUCGCUGCUACCAUGAAUGUGGAGGCCCCCUCAGCGGGUGGAGACGUUGAGAUGGGUGACGGUGCCCAGGAGGCUGGAGGCCUGCCUGCAGAGACCCUAAAGAUUAUCGACGAGACGCACCAGGCGCUUUCGGCGACGCGCAAAAAGCGCAAAGUUCCUGCUGGGUACGCUACUCCUGCCGCUGUCAAGGGGUACGCCGCGAAGCACACUAUCCCCACCCUCCACUCCCCCUCCCCCUCUGGUAUUACCUCAAUCGCCCUCUCGACCACGAACCCGUCCCAGUUCCUUACUGGCGGCAACGACAAAAUCGUCCAGCUGUACGACAGGGACACGGAUAAGGUCCUCGCUUCGCUCAAGGGUCACACCAAGAAGGUCACGCACGUCGCGCUACGUGAACGCGAAGGCGAGCCCACUUUCGUGCUUUCCGCCAGUGCGGACAAGAUCGCAAAGGCGUGGGCACACGACGAGGCCUCGGGCGAAUACAUCCCCAAAGCCACGAUCCGCACACACAAGGGCGAGCUCACCGGGCUCGCGGUGCACCCGUCCGGGACUCUCCUCGCGCUCUCCUCGCUCGAUCGCACCUGGUCGGUGCACGACCUCGCCGGCUUCGACCAGGUCUACCGCUCGCCCGAGGCCGAGGACCCGUACACGUCGCUCGCGAUCCACCCCGACGGCGUGCUCGUUGCCGUCGGCACCCCCGGGGGCACGAUCCAGGUGUUCGACGUGCGCACGGGCGCGCUCGCCGCGUCCCUCACGCCCGAGGGCGCCGCGCCGUUCACGGUCGGCUCGGUCUCGUUCUCCGAGAACGGGUACCACCUCGCCGCGCCGGACUCGCUGAGCUCGGUCGCGGUGUGGGACCUGCGGAAGCCGAAGGUGGCGAAGAGCAUCGCGCUCGGGGACGCGUUCAAGGUGAACCGGGUCCGGUACGACGUGAGCGCCAACCUGCUCGCCGUCGCAGGCGCGGAGGGCCUGCGCGUGUUCGCGCACAAGACGUGGGACGAGCUCGCCCGGUUCGAGGAGGGCGGCGAGGUCGUGGACGUCGCGUUCGGACCGAUGGGCAAAGAGAUCUGGGGCGUCACCGGCCGCGAAGUGCGCAUCUGGGGCGCUGCAGAGUGA
Molecule: messenger RNA, 1518 nt
Organism: Epithele typhae
Lineage: Eukaryota; Fungi; Basidiomycota; Agaricomycetes; Polyporales; Epitheliaceae
Product: nuclear matrix protein NMP200
Exons: 3
Coding region: 1-1518 (505 amino acids)
Biological process (GO): protein ubiquitination; mRNA splicing, via spliceosome; DNA repair
Cellular component (GO): U2-type catalytic step 1 spliceosome; Prp19 complex; cytoplasm
Molecular function (GO): ubiquitin protein ligase activity; protein binding
Source: RefSeq, a predicted model, not a curated record